CCUGCACUGCCGAUGCCUCGAGAGUAUUAUGUCCUGCCACAAUUUGCACCUGAACUGGAAAACCGCGUCAAAGCUGUCGUGAAGGUUAUGAGGACGUUCGCUAAGGACGUAGUUCAGACAUAUGAGUCUUAUGACGAGAUGAUUCAAGACGCAGCCAGACAGGUCGUGAGAUUAGAACAAAGAAUCGCAAUGGCGUCAUGGCCGGAUAACGAGAUGAGUCUCUUAGCCCCACACAUACAUUUUAAGGAACUAUGCCCAGUUAUAUAA
Molecule: messenger RNA, 267 nt
Organism: Cooperia oncophora
Lineage: Eukaryota; Metazoa; Nematoda; Chromadorea; Rhabditida; Trichostrongylidae
Source: the annotation of a GenBank genome assembly